CAAAAUGACAAGGAACACUGCUUCCAUGGUUCAAACUACAUAUAUAGCUUUGCCCUCCCAGCCUCCUCCACAAUAUCGGGAAUACCCUGUAUGACGAAUCCUCCACCAUUUGCAAGGAGUUCAUCGCUAGAAAUAAGGAUGACAUAGAAAUGGUUGCUACUCAUUUUCCAUCUCAGAACUUGUGGCCACUUCUGUGGAAGCAACUGUUUUUUAUCUUCAGUCUUUAUAGAUUCUCCAGUGCACAAGAUAACAGCACAACUUGUGGUGUUCCAUGGGUUGAACCAUUGGCUGAUACAUCCAUCACCUGCCACUUGCCUACAAAUGUCAAUCAGCUAAAUGCUUUUUUCGGUGUCUCUUUCGAGAGUGAUAAAGAAAAGAAAAGCCAAGACAUUUUGGACUGUGGAUGGCACCCAGGAAAGAUGGUCUGUUCUAUUUACAGACCUGGAUACAAAUACGAUAACACAACACAUGUGUCUAACAAAUUCUCCUUGGAGAUUUUACAAGCUUCUGCAGAACACAUUGGAACUUACAAAUGUUUUCUUGUUAACAUACACACUAAAAAUAACAAGCCAUGUGAAUUCAGGGUAAAAGUAGUGGGGAAAACUAUGUGCGUAAUUUCAUCCCAGGAAUCAAAGACAAGAACAUCACUAACAUGUUACUACCCAGAAGACCUCAACAAGACAAGAACAAACUUCACUGUCUACCAUUACUCCAGAACUGGCUCAGCAGAAGUUAUCAUGGCUUGUGAAUGGAAGGGAGACAACUUGACUUGUAUUAUCAGCCAUGGCUACGAGUUUGAUGACAGAGUGUCCGACUAUCUUACUCUCAAGAUCCCUAUGGCCUUGGAGAGUCUUGAAGGGGCGUACAGCUGUCACAUUUCGGGUGCUCGGCUUCUGCAUUAUGACCUCUGCACCGUCACACCUGAGAAAAGUGAUGCUGUGAACUCAACUUGCCAGAUCCCAAGUGUUGAAGAGGCUGAACCUACUGCACUGACAUGCAAAUUCAGUGUUGAUGUUAAUAGGACUAAAAGUAACUUCACAGUGGUCCAUCAUAGUGAUGGAAACAGUACAGCUGUAGCCAUCAUCAACUGCACUUGGCUAGGAGAUCAUCUGACCUGUGACACCGCUCAGGGAUAUCAGUUUAACAACACUGUUACAGAUGAUGUCAUCAUCCAAGUACCACAAUCAUCACACAAUCACAGUGGAAUGUAUGCUUGCUAUGUGAUGGGUACUGUUAGCAGAAGUUUUGAGCCUUGUGAAUUUAACAUCCGGCCAGCAACAACCUCCUUUUGUAAUAUUUCAAGUGUUCAAGAGAUGGAAGCAAGGACACUGACGUGUACAUUUAAUGUUGAUAUUAACAUGACGAAAAGGAACUUUGCUGUCGUCCAUCUUGGUGGUCAAGACAGAAAAGUAGGUGCUGAUGUCAUAAAUUGCACCUGGAUGAAUGAGCAACUGAACUGCACCACAGCCCCAGGAUACGAGUUCAACAAAACAGUCACAGAUCACUUCAGCAUGAAAAUAUCACAAAUUUCCAAUGAACACAGUGGCAUAUACACUUGCCAUGUUCUGGGCUCUAGGAUAAAUGGAUUUAAACCUUGCGAACUUAUCAUUACACCUGGUGGAGAUACAGGUAGAUCUACAGUUUCAGAUCAAUUCUUCCUUCAUUAUUUACUAAUAGCUGUUGGUGUCAUCCUCAUGUGCAUCCCUCUGAGUCUUAUCAUAGUAAUAAUCGUUAUGAGAAUGAAGAAUACAUCACAUAUAAAUGAAAGAAAUAGGUUGCCUAAUGAGGAGCACAUGUCUGCACAAUCCUUGGCUCCUCAUCCAGUCAGCGAAGACAUAGAUAAUGUUGAUGAAAGCACUCCCAUGAUACAAAGGGAACAUGGUGGUAGGGAUCAUGAAACUUGUGAAAGUUCUGUUGAUGAGGGCAUGGUCAGGAAUCCAACGGAAAUUGUAGACACAAAUCAAAAAGCAUAUCAAGAACAAGACAUUGGAAGGCACUCGUCAAUACAGUCAGAAGUAGAUGAAGGAAGGAAUCAUCGGACAUUUCCACAAAGUGGAUCUCGAAAUAAGGACACGCAACCGUCAUCUAAUGGAGAUUUAACAGGAAAUGAUAAAACACAAGAUGGUCUUCGUAGGCACUCACCCGUUCAGUCAGAUGCACAUGAAGAAGCAGGGAAUCAGACAUCUCUACAAAGUGACAAUCUUGACACACAACCACCAGCUAAAGGAAAUCGUAAGGCAUCUUUGGAAAGUGAAGCUAUUGGGAAAAUGAUGUCAGUGACUUCACAAAAGAAGAAAAAAAGUCGCCAAAAGAAAAAUGUUACAACCGAGGAGUGUUUGUUGCCUAUCACAGAUACCGAAGCUGCUCUUCUUGCUAUGAAAAUUACCCACAUCACACAGAAUCCUGAAAACAAGAAAACCAUCUUAGAACAGCUCCACAAAGAUUGGCUAGAGUGGGUUGAGGCCACGUUCCCUGAUCUCGACUCUCGUUCUUACUUUCUGCCUCCUGUCUACUUCAACCGCGUGCCGAGGACCUUACAGUCCAUUGUUGGUCAAGAUGUACUGAUGCUUCAUUCAACAUCGGAACAUCCUGCUGCAGUUGCUGCUGCUGCUGCUGCUGCUGCUCAGAUGUCGUUUCGCGUUCAGGAGAGUGACUUAAGAGACGAUGCAGCCAGGCAGCGUGUGCUUUUCUGUCUGCAAGAAAUGUUUAAAUUCAGCAGAGAAGGUUUGUUUGCAAUAAGUCAGCUUCGUUUCGAAGAUUACCUGAAUGGAGCUCGCUCCUUUGCCGAGGCUGUCGAGAUACCUUUACCGCACAAAACAGGAAUCUUUGGCAUUCUUCUCAUCCAUCAGAAUUACGGCGUCGUUGUCUGCGAAGUGAAAUCGUUGGGCCUUAAUUUAUCUUCGAAUGAAAUAAACAAUCAGAUCAAGAAAAAACUACAACAAUGUGUCUCACAGCUGGACAAGGCGGAGGCCAUGUUGUCUCACCUGGUGUCCGACAUCGCUCCCGGUCUGCGCAUCACUAAGACCAUCGCUUUCCCCAACCUCACGACUCACCAGGUGCAACAGGCCAUACUAAACGACGACAAGCUGAAUCAGGACCUGAGUACAUGCCUAAGAACAACAGACUGCAACAAUGUCGCUGGCCUUUUCCUCACAUCUGAUCAGUUGUCUGACCCCACGACACCGUGGGAUGUCAGUAGCGAAGUGAUGAAGAAACUUGAGAACUGGUGGCAGAAUCUUGUAACGGCUGAUGGACAUGACAGUCACAUGUCCAGUGACAUUUACAAGAAACUGAUGACCAGAUUCUGUGGUCCAGCCACUAACGUGACAGUACAAUAUACAUCUAAUAGUCGCCACUGUGUGAAGACCCUGGGUCAGGCCGUAUCUUUGACAGGAGAACGCAAUACUGCUGUAAUAACACUCUUCCCGGAGCAAGUUCACCUGCUUAGCGAAAGAUCUUCAAGACUCUUUGUGGCAGGGCCACCUGGUACAGGUAAAACCGUGGUCCUGCAGCUGAAGGGUGUGGAAUGGUUGCAAUACGGUGACGUGUACAUUGUGAGUACGUGGGUGAGUAGUCGUGCUGCGUGUACUUUUCUGCACGAUCGACUGCUGAAGCAUGCUUCUUCAGACUCGACAGUCAUCCUCAAGCAGUAUGACUUGAAAUCUGGAACAGACGUGGAGAAUGCAGUGAAAGAACUGUCAGAGGCGACAGAUCGAAAACCCCUGAUGGUCAUCGCUGAUGAAGUUGGACCUGAUGGGUCAGGGUUUAAGACUUUCUGUGAACAGCUGAUGGAUAAAUUUCCCCAUCUUCAUCUCUGGGCAGCAAGUUGUUAUCACGGAUACUCACCGCAAGGGUGGCCAGUGGAAUAUUUAACCAGACCCCUCCGCUGCCCGCCGGCCGUCGUCAGGGAAGUGAAGCAGGCGAGCGAAAUAGAGAAGGGCAAUGUUCGGGAGUACAGUGACCGAUGUGUGCCCGACCACACAGACGGCCCGCCAGUCAAGCGACUGUAUCACAGAGGACAGGGUCACUCAGGUGACUUGCCAGUUGACUGUGGCAAGUGCGGUGAGGAGGUGGCCAGCUUCCUGCACAGUCUACAUGUUGGAGUUGUUCAAACAACCUCAAAUACCACCGCCAUCUUCUCCAGUGGCAGUGCGGCACCACAUGCUCUGAGAUGGAGUGACGUGCUGGUGCUGUAUCAUGAUGCUGUUAGUGACAGUGCUGGUGUAGUGACGGCACUCAGAACAGCAGGUAUUCCAGUGCAGGUGAAGAGAUGGAUGAAGGACGAUGACAUCAAGGACCUAGUCUCUCCCCGCAGGGAUGUGGUGUGGGUGCUUGGUGGAUAUCACGUUCAUGGAUUGGAGAGAAAGGUUGUCGUCUGCCUUGACCCAGAAGCUUCUUCCGAAAAUCCUACCAUGGAUGUUGGAUUUCGACUGCAUUACAUGUCCAGAUGUACAUCUCAGCUUGUGAUUGUCUCCUCUGGUGACUAGCUAUGUUAACAUGAACCACUGUUUCACAUCUGUCGCCUCAAAUGUUUGUGUUUUGUCAGAGCUAUGGGAUGGACCACAUUUCACUCUUCCAGCUACAACUAAUAUUAUAGCGAAUACUAUUUAUUUAAAAAGAAUAUUUUUGCUGGCAUCCACUUCAGUCUAUGGCAAGUAUACGAGAUCAUGCAAUUUGCACACAAAAAAAUGGUAUAACUACAUUUUUUUUAAAUUGUCAAUAAUUUAUACAAAACAUGCAAAGUAUAUUCAGCCAAUGACAGACAUAUUCACUUUAGGGUUUUCCAAUCCCUAGAAUAAGUUACUUCAGUGUCGACAAAUAUUCUUUAUAAAAUGGACAUUACAUCUUGAUUCUUGAUGAUUCGAGCAAGAGUUCUGCAGUGGGCUACACAUAAAGGCGACGCGUGUUUCUCACCCUGGAUGGCUCUCAAAUAAUUCAUAGUUCAUUUUCAUCUCAUUCUUUGCAUUCUGCCUUAAUUAAGGAUUAUCUAUAUUUUUGUUUUCUAAUAUCUUAUUUUAGAGUUCCACCAUUAAAGAUUUGUUUAUACAACUUUAACCAGGUUAAUUUGCUCAGUUUAUUUAAUAUGUGUAUCAACACAAAAAUGAUUUUUAUGCCAACAGCAAGUGCUCUUUAUGUCUAAGAAAGUUCUGAGCUGCACGUGUUGGUCUGUGAUUGCCAUACAUCUAAUCGAGAUUACAACAAGCUCUUCUAUCUGCAAUAACUUGCACAAAUGAGUAGUUGUCAGUGAUAGAGAGCAAAUAGUCUGAUUGACAGCUGUUCACAUCUUCAGGAUUCCUGGUCAGAAAUUACAUUGUAAAGAAUCACGUGACCUGUGCUCCAGUGUCUUAACCUUUUUCCCUCCAUCCACAAAGCACGUUGACGACCGAGUCAUGAAGAAUAUUAAGUGUACAGCCAACAACAUAUUUUUAUAACAAUCUACACUUUUUUCAUGGGAAUUUUGCAAUUUACAGCGUUUGUGCCUAAGUGUCACACCUUAAGCUCAAGACAUUUUGAAUUUGUGAUCCUUUAGGCUCAUGCGUCUGUGUUUCAUCAGGUAAUAUUAACUAACAUUAACUAAUAUUAACUAACGUGUGCAAAAUAUCUGAAUUCGCUAGAUACCAGUGUGCGUCAGCAUCAUUAUGAUUGAACAGAAGUAUCGAGAUCUUUCUCACCAUCAAGCUUUUACUUGAGUGUUGCUGAGCCUGCCAUACUGUCUACUAACAUGAGAAUAAAGUGUUGAGAACUGUUAAUGUCACAGUCGAUAUUAAAAAAAAUAUUGUUA
This is a messenger RNA of Pomacea canaliculata, 5782 nucleotides long. RefSeq lists its product as uncharacterized. The transcript has 20 exons. Lineage: Eukaryota; Metazoa; Mollusca; Gastropoda; Architaenioglossa; Ampullariidae. Bases 150 to 4487 code for a protein of 1445 amino acids. The record is from RefSeq and is a predicted model, not a curated record.